CUGUGCCUGACAUUAAUAGCUUUAUUGAGGUAUAAUUGACAUACGAUAAACUGCGCAUAUCAGAAGUAUACAAUUUGAUAAAUUUUAACUUGUAAGUACAUCAGUAACACCAUCACCACAAUCAAGGUAGCAAAGAAAGGAAGUUGAAAUUAAAGCAAGGGAGGCAGAUAACAUUUGAAAAUGUGUGUAAUCAACCAUAUUACAAGGCCAGAAAUGAAAAGCCUUAUAAUCAUCCCAGUACAUGCAGGAAAAGCAUGUGACAAAAUCAGACGUCUAUUCCUGAUAAAACCUCUCAGCAAACUAGGAGUAGAAGAGGCAUUUCUUCACUGUCCUUUUCCGCUGUAUAGAUGUGCAGAUUUGCCUCAUCCUAAAGUGUCCUGUGUCACAGUGGAGCAGGGAGGCAGGUGUGUGCUGGCUGCAUGGGGUAGCAGGUUAGGUUAGUAACGAAUCUGUGGCCAGCUGGCACCCUGGCUUCUUGGAUGGGAAAGUGGCUUAAUACCUGUUGGGGGUGGAGGGGGCGUAUCUGUGGUCUCAGGCGAGACCAUGGUGUGGCGAGACCAUGGUGUGGCAAGACCCCAGUGCCCUGCAGGGUGCUGGCACCAUGCCCAGUGGGUGCUGCCUGCCUGCCUCUUUCCAGUAGCAUUAGUGCUCACUUCUUCCUGGGGACACUCAUCUGCUGAGUACUCCUGCCGGGGAAGCUUCAGAGUGCCCUUGUCCUCCUCAGACCCAUCCAGGGCAGGAGAGUGCAGACACGUUUCUCAGUGAGCAGUGAAGUGCAGUGCACAUUGCAUCACUGUGUGUUGUAGAGGUGGCCAGGGCUUGUGUUGAAGCUGUUUUCAGACCUUGUUCUGUGGGGCUCUCAGAGGGUCUGGGCCGUGGGGAAUGAGGGGCUGCUUUGCCAACACCUCCCCCUCCUCCACAACCCUGACAGCUUCACCAUCUGUUCUGUAGAAUGAGGUGGCCUCUAAGAUCAUGGAAUUCACACGCAGUAGGUUAUUUUUAACAACCUUUAUAAAUAUAGUCUAGAAAAUAUACAUCUAGAAAAGUGUACAAGUCCCAAGUUUUACAGCUGAAUGAACAUUUAUGAACACAUCUGAGAACCCCAGUCCACCCAGGUUAAGGAACAGAGCCUUUCCCCUGAAGCCAUCUUCAACGUCCUCUCCUAGUCACUCUCUGCCUGCCACUACCCUGACUGCUCUCACCAUCUAGAAGUCUUGCCUGCUUUUGACCUUUUAAUCCAGGACAAAAAAAAAAAAUGUGUUUUUUUGUGUUUGGCUCUUUGACUCGACAUUGUUUUGAGAUUUGUCUUUGAGGUUAUGUGUACAGCAGUUUGUUCAUCCGACAUUGAAUGGACAGACCAUGAUUUAUUUAUUCGGUGUUCUGUUGGUGGCCGCGUGGGCUGUUUUCAGUUGGGGCUGUUCUGAUACAGCUGCUCUGAGUGCAUUUCUGUUGGUGCUGCUUGGAGUGGAAUUGCUGGAUCAUAGCGUGAGUGUCCAUCCUUAAAUGGUGGUUACCAUGGGAUCCACAGAGUCACCAGACUCUUCCUUGGGUGACAGUGUCCUUGGUUCUCUCCACGGUGGCCCUCGUUGCAGGAAUGCCCAAUGAGAAGGCCCCUGUGCCCACUCCUGUCCCUCCAGCUCCACACAGAGCCCAGGAGCUGUGGGGGAAGGGGUGGCCCUGGACCUGAGCCAAGUGUAGUCCUCCCCUGGGGUUUCCUGGCAGCCUGGGUGAGAGCCUCAGUGGUGGCAUUUUAUCUGUUGCUUCUGUUCUUGACCUUGGCUGUCUCUGUCUACUCCUCCGGGUCAGUACGCAGGGAUCCUAACGCCCCCUCCCAGCAUCCAGCGGGCCCAGAGUUUGGUAGAGCACCUGUGUGCUGUCGGUGCUCAGAGAGCAUUUGAUGACUUGUCUCGGGGAAUUCUAGAAGGUCGCUAGUUCUCAGGAUCUUACAGCAGCCCAAUUGGACAGGCAGGCAGGGGGCUGCUCUCCUUCGGCUUCCUCUCUCAAUGGGCCUCUGAGGCUGCCUCCAGGCACCGUGCUGGGCACUGCCCUGCCUGAAUGGAUCUUACAGACCACAGAGCAGCCCAGCAGAAAGUGCAGUGUGCGGGUCCUCAUGGCCUGGCCCCUGGGGGCGUGGUCUCCAGCACACCAUUCAUGCUCUACAGACACCAUCUUGUGGUUUUCUCAUGCUCUCAGAGGAGGAACUGGGCUCCAGUCAGUGAUAGGUCUUGCUUGCGUCAGCACUGGAGGCCAGGUGCGGUCCCCUGCUACAGCUAUGCGCGGCUCCACCAUUAGGUCCUUGUCUGCCCAGCCUCAGCUAGGAUCUUCCAGGCGGCGGCACAGGGUGUGCUGUUGUGUGCAUCUCUGUGCUUGGCAGUCUCUUGAAGGUUGUUCCCUGUUGAUUCCUGAAAAGCUGGCUCGUUCUUAUUUGGGCUCUGUCUUUGGCGGAACAUAUAUGGGCCGAGCACUGUGUGUGUGUUUCCCCCGAGGAUGUUGGGUCAUUUCCAGUCUUCUGCAGCUGGCAUUCUUAUCGGCUGCUCCUAGAAGAGAGAGGCCGAGAGGGAGAAGCCCCCACCCAGCGUGCUAUCACCAGGACUCCGCUUGGCUUCCCACUGCUCCAGUUCUAUCCGCGUAGCAACGAGUCAAUUAACAGAUGAGCUUUGAGAGCUCUUGUGCCUUCACAAAGGGCCAAAUGGCAGUAAGAAUCAUCCGGAACAUGGUGGCGGUGCUGGAAGUCAUCUCCAGCCUGGAGAAAUACCCUAUUACCAAAGAGGCACUUGAGGAAACACGACUUGGGAAGCUCAUCAACGACGUCCGCAAGAAAACCAAGAACGAGGAGCUCGCCAAGCGGGCCAAGAAGCUGCUGCGGAGCUGGCAGAAGCUCAUCGAGCCGGCGCACCAGCAUGAGGCGGCGCUGCGGGGGCUGGCGGGGGCCACCGGCUCUGCCAACGGGGGCGCACACAACUGCCGGCCGGAGGUGGGGGCGGCUGGCCCACCCAGGAGCAUCCAUGACCUGAAGAGCCGCAAUGACCUCCAGAGGCUGCCCGGGCAGCGGCUGGACAGGCUGGGCAGCCGCAAGCGCCGGGGUGACCAGCGUGACCUCGGCCACCCAGGGCCGCCACCCAAGGUCUCCAAAGCUAGCCACGACCCCCUGGUCCCCAACUCAUCCCCCCUCCCCACCAACGGGAUCAGUGGGAGUCCAGAGAGCUUCGCCAGCUCCCUGGAUGGCAGUGGGCAUGCAGGCCCAGAGGGCAGCCGCCUGGAGCGUGACGAGAAUGACAAGCACAGUGGCAAGAUCCCCGUCAACGCCGUGCGACCGCACACCAGCUCCCCGGGCCUGGGCAAGCCCCCUGGACCCUGCUUGCAGCCAAAGGCUUCGGUGCUGCAACAGCUGGACAGGGUGGACGAGACUCCGGGGCCUCCCCAUCCCAAGGGACCCCCUCGCUGCUCUUUCAGUCCUCGGAACUCACGGCACGAGGGCUCCUUUGCCCGGCAGCAGAGCUUGUAUGCACCCAAGGGCUCCGUGCCCAGCCCCUCACCGCGGCCCCAGGCACUCGAUGCCACACAGGUGCCGUCACCACUUCCACUGGCACAGCCGUCCACACCCCCCGUACGGCGGCUCGAGCUGCUGCCCAGUGCAGAAAGCCCAGUGCGCUGGCUUGAGCAGCCUGAGAGCCACCAGCGGCUGGCGGGGCCGGGCUGCAAGGCAGGGCUGUCCCCAGCCGAGCCCCUCCUGUCCCGGGCAGGCUUUUCCCCAGACUCCUCCAAGGCGGACAGUGAUGCUGCCUCCUCAGGGGGCUCGGACAGUAAAAAGAAGAAGAGGUACCGGCCUCGAGACUACACGGUUAACUUGGACGGGCAGGUGGCUGAGGCGGGCGUCAAGCCCGUCCGGUUAAAAGAGCGGAAGCUCACCUUUGACCCCAUGACGAGACAGAUCAAACCUCUGACCCAGAAAGAGCCAGUGCGGGCAGACAGCCCUGUGCACAUGGAGCAGCAGUCCAGGACAGAGCUGGACAAGCAGGAGGCCAAGGCCAGCCUCCAGAGCCCCUUUGAACAGACGAACUGGAAGGAGCUGUCACGCAACGAGAUCAUCCAGUCCUACCUGAGCCGGCAGAGCAGCCUGCUCUCAUCAUCGGGCGCGCAGACCCCGGGGGCUCACCACUUCAUGUCUGAGUACCUGAAGCAGGAGGAGAGCACCCGGCAAGGGGCCAGGCAGCUGCACGUGCUGGUGCCUCAAAGCCCGCCCACGGACCUCCCCGGUCUGACCCGGGAGGUCACACAGGACGAUCUCGACAGAAUCCAGGCCAGCCAGUGGCCGGGGGUGAACGGGUGUCAGGACACACAGGGUAACUGGUAUGACUGGACGCAGUGCAUAUCACUCGAUCCGCACGGCGACGAUGGGCGCUUGAACAUUCUGCCUUAUGUCUGCUUGGACUGACCGGCCUGUCAGCCACGAAGUGCAUUCCCAUCUUGCAGAAGCCGGGUGGGCGGGCAGGCAGGUGGGCAGGUGGCCGGGGCCCAGCUGCCUCCUGCGCUGGGAACUCGGGGAGUCCGGCCCAGGCGGGAGGGAGGGGGCGGGAGUCACGCGGUCUCUCUGCGCUCUUCCCUCAAAACUCUUUUUGUGAAAUGCUGCUACCAGUUUACUAACAAAAUUGCGAAGGAAGGACCGCGUGGAAGGAAGGACGGCAAAGUGAGUUCAGAACUCUAUAGCAAACCAGCUAUAAAAAGCGUUAGUCCCUCACCCCCAAAGAGGUGCGGACACUUUCCAGCACCUGAAAGCUGGGGCCUCAGUUGCAGGCAGGCACAGAAAACCUGUGGCAGAGGUCACGUUUAACACAGCAACAGAAGCACGCAUCUCAUCUCUCUUGCAUUUUCUGUUCUUUAAUUUGGCCCUGAGUGUCUGAGACAGUGGGCCAUGCCACUGCCUCUGUUUGCUCCCUACCCAGCCACUGUCAGGCCAGUGUUGUCCGUCAUGUGCCAGAAGCUUCUCAGCUGUGGUGAGCCAUUGGCAUUGGGCAGGCGGGCCAGCUGGCCAGCCAGUGUGACCCACACUCCAUGGGCAGCCACCCGUUUAUAUCUGGUUUCAGUUAUAACCCAGUUUUUAAAAAAAAUGCUGCAAAAAUUUAAGUUUUCUCAUGUUUAUUUUAACAAUUCCUCUUCCAUCAGACCACCAGACAAAAAAACCUUUCCUUUCUUCCUCCCUUUUCUUUUUUCCCCUCCUGUACACAUCUAGAAAACUUCACCUUUCUAGAGUCCCCCCAAAACAACACAAAAGUUACUGUGGGUGCUACUGGUUUUACGCUGUACUGUGGGGCGAGGGGGAAGACCUGUCUGUACGCUGGAAACACUCAUAACCAUUCCUUUAGAUUCGUUUGCCUUAUGGUUAUUUGUCAUAAACGCGAUUUGCAAAAACAAGGAGCCUUAGUGAAUGUACAGUACCUAGACUUCUGUGUUCUCAGGACGCAGAAGGGAGCAACUUUGCUAUUUGGUCCAGUAAGUGGACACCUUGUGAUAUAAAUGUGGAAAUAAAAAAAAAAAAAACCAUUUGCACAAA
Molecule: messenger RNA, 5551 nt
Organism: Pan troglodytes (chimpanzee)
Lineage: Eukaryota; Metazoa; Chordata; Mammalia; Primates; Hominidae
Gene: MED26
Product: mediator complex subunit 26
Exons: 3
Coding region: 2651-4435 (594 amino acids)
Biological process (GO): regulation of transcription by RNA polymerase II; positive regulation of gene expression
Cellular component (GO): mediator complex; core mediator complex; nucleus
Molecular function (GO): transcription coregulator activity
Source: RefSeq, a predicted model, not a curated record